This is a messenger RNA of Stegodyphus dumicola, 1083 nucleotides long. RefSeq names its product jerky protein homolog. Lineage: Eukaryota; Metazoa; Arthropoda; Arachnida; Araneae; Eresidae. The record is from RefSeq and is a predicted model, not a curated record.
AUGAUUGUUGAAAAGGCAAAGAAAUUCGGCCAAGAUUUAGGAGUGCUGCUGAAAGUGAAUGUAAUUAUUCUGAUGGUUGGCUCAGAAACUUUAAGUUUUCGGCAUGGAAUUCGAAGACUUGAUGUAACUGGAGAAACCCUUUCAGCAAACCAAAACUCUGCAGAAAAAUACAAAGACGAGUUUGAGAAAAUCGUGGCUGAUAAUGAUUUAACACCUGAACAGAUUUACAAUGCUGAUGAAACAGGGCUAUUGUGGCGAUGUUUACCAACAUCUACACUAGCUGGGGGAGGAGAAAAAGCAGCCAAGGGUUUUAAAAAAAACAAAGACAGAUUAACCGUUUUGUUAUGUGCUAAUGCGUCUGGAAACCACCGAGUGACCCCUUUUGUAAUAGGUAAAUCUGCAAAACCCAGGGCUUUUAAGAAUGUUACACACUUGCCUGUCCAAUACGAUGCUCAAUCAAAUGCGUGGAUAACUGCCGCCCUCUUUAAAGACUGGUUUUUUCACCACCUUGUGCCUGAGGUCAAGGAAUCCUUCAAAAGCCUUGGUCUACCAGAAGAUACUAAAGCCAUCCUUCUUUUGGACAAUUGCAAAGCCCAUCCGCCAGUAGAUGAAAGGUCUUUUAUUCAAGGCCUGUUAAAUGCCGACUGUGACGUGACUGAUUUUCAAAAAACGUUUAAUGUAAAAGAUGCCGUCUAUGCUAUUGCACAGUCUUGGAACCAGGUAAAAAAUACAACACUCCAAAAAUGCUGGAGAAAACUUUGGCCAGCUGCAAACCCUGCAUCUGACCUAACUCUACAGACUGAUGAGGAAGAAAACCAUCAAGACGCUCUGACCAAAGUUUUGGAUGUCGUUAGAAGUACUGACAAUCCCUUGAAAAACCUGCCUGAAGAUGAGGUAGAGGAGUGGCUUUUAAUCGACGAGAAUGAGCCUGUUGAACAAGAACUAACCGAUGAGGACAUUAUCAACAUUGUAGUAAACCCUCAGCCUACUCAAAAUCUUGAAGAAAAUGACUCAGAUGCCGAAACGGAAGAAAAGAAAAGAAACGGAAGAAAAUCAGCUGGGCAGAAGCUGCAGAAUCACUAA